CGAGAAUUUCACUCAGUCGUCGGCUAAACAGCGAUCAGGACACACACAUCUAGUCAGCGGAAGAAAUCAGCGCCCAGCACAGCCAAGAUGAUACCGCAAAGUGAGGGUCCCGCUUUAUUCGAAGAUUCCUACGCUGGGGAGCCCCAUUUCUCAGAAGACUCUGCCUGUGGCCAGAGUCGUUGUGGCAAAACCCAGACAGCCCUGGAGGUCUACCAAAGAAUACUCCAGCGCCUCGAGAGGCAAGAAGACACCACAAAAGCCCAUCAAAACGAUCUAAAGAGACAAAUUUGGAUUGCUAGCUUUACUGGAGGAACCAUACAAUAUCAUUGUUAAAGAUCUCAAAGAUACCGAAACUAGUUAAAUAAAAAUAUUGCUAUCUUUACAAUUUUAUAAUUUUUUUUCAUUAUAAGUAGGCUUUGGAUCCUUCUGCUGUUGUGUCAACUAUGCUUUGACCUAGCAGAACAUCAUUCGUAAUUCAGUUUCAAUACAGUAAACAUCAAAAUCUCCAGUAACAUUUUACAAAUACUUUUCAGUUUAGUAAACAAAAAAUUUUUAAGUGUGAAAUUUUACAUUGACAAUAUG
Messenger RNA from Drosophila kikkawai, 582 nucleotides. RefSeq names its product Ventrally-expressed protein D (gene VepD). The record is from RefSeq and is a predicted model, not a curated record. Lineage: Eukaryota; Metazoa; Arthropoda; Insecta; Diptera; Drosophilidae.